This is a messenger RNA of Neltuma alba, 1997 nucleotides long. RefSeq lists its product as uncharacterized. NCBI's taxonomy places the organism in Eukaryota, Viridiplantae, Streptophyta, Magnoliopsida, Fabales, Fabaceae. Bases 118 to 1230 code for a protein of 370 amino acids. The transcript is spliced from 3 exons. Gene Ontology annotation, molecular function: RNA binding. Gene Ontology annotation, biological process: regulation of DNA-templated transcription. The record is from RefSeq and is a predicted model, not a curated record.
CGGAAAAGAAAACUAGAAAAGGGCAUUCUCGGUCUAGGGUUUAUAAGCACCUUCGCUUCCCUUCGACAAAAUAUCGGACCUUGCAGGGUUCGGUUCCAUAGUAGAACGUUGAGAAGGAUGGCUUCCAGAGACAAGGACCCAUCGGCACCGCACCAUCAUCAGCCUCUCUUAAGCAGUCUCGUUAUCCGGCCCUCCAACAGCGAUGGCGGUGCUGGCGCCGGAGGAGGCAGUGGAGGCCGUGGUGGUGAUUACGAGUCCGGCGAGGUUCACCGCGAUCCCCGUCCUCCGUAUUCCCGAUCCGAUCGAUACGCUGAUGACCCUGGAUAUAGGAUCCGUGCAGGUUCUCUCUCUCCUGUUCAUCGUAGGGAUGCAGAUCAUCGCUAUGGUUCUGAUUAUAAUCAUAUGUCUCGUAGUCGUGGAUAUGCUGGGGGAAGAGACCCUGGUAGAUAUAGAGACCCUUCACCCCCAUAUGGCCGAGGAAGACCUGGUGGCAGGCCAAUGGGUAGAGCUUUUGAUGGAUCUGGCUAUGGUGCUGGGCCAGUCAGAGGGGAAGGCAUUGGUAGAAACAAUCCUAAUGUGCGUCCCAGGGAGGGAGACUGGUUCUGUCCUGAUCCUCUAUGUGGCAAUCUUAACUUUGCAAGGCGGGACUACUGUAAUAACUGUAAUAGGUAUCGUCAUGCACCUGUUGAAAGUCCACGUAGGGGUUAUCCUGGUCCGCCACCACCGCUUCAUGCUCCUCCUAGACGGUUCCCUGGACUUCCUGUGGACCGCUCCCCAGAAAGGACCCUAAAUGGUUAUAGGUCUCCUCCUCAUGGCUUGGGAAGGGACGGGCCUAGAGAUUAUGGAUCUGCUGCUAUGGCUCCCCUCAGGAAUGAAGGCAGGUUUCCAGAUGGUAUGCGGAGAGAGCGGAUGGAUUAUAUUGAUGAUGCCUAUAGGAGAAACAAAUUUGAUAGGCCACCGCCAGUUGACUGGGAUCACAGGGAUCGUGGCAGAGAAGGUUUCACCAAUGAAAGGAGAAGAUUUGACAGGAGGCCACUAUCACCCCCUGCACCUCUGUUACCGACACUUCCUCCUCAGCGUGGUCGGUGGGCACGUGAUGUGAGACAAAGGAGCCGCUCUCCAAUUAGGGGUGGUCCACCACCUAAAGAGAUGUACAUGGAUCGUGUAAGAGAUGAUCGUAGAGGUGGACUGGAUGAUCGUCGGAGGGACAGAAUUGGAGGAAUGUAUUAGCUAGGUUCUGUGAUGUGUGAUAAGAGAUUUAGCUUCAAUAGAUGUGGAUAUCUAUUAGAGGUUGAUGGUUCCUUUUUAUGGUCGCUCUGAGAAACAGUUUCAAAAGUAAUCCUUUUUUUGGUUUGGCAUUUUAACAUUAAAAUGUUUACGGUUUAUGCUAUGUCUGCUUGUUUUUCCUCCCAAUGAAUGCUCUCUUCAGGUUCGUGACUGCAUAUGAAAUUUGGAAAUGGAAAUUCAACUUGCUGCUUGUGAAAUUUGACUCCAAAAUUUAGCCAGAAACGUGUGUGAUUUGUGGCGGAUAUCUGGCCUCUGUUGGACUAGUCUUUUUGGACGCAAAUAAACUGUCCUAAGAGAGCCAAUUUUUUUUACCUGGGCAUCCUGAAUUGGAAUUUCUACAGAUUUUGAGGACAAAAAGUCGAGCUAAACUGCUUGAAAGCGAGUAGGAUUGAGACCAUGAUUUGUCACAAGUAUGGUGAACUUGGUGCUAUUAGGUCACAAGGCCGUCAGAUUUCUAUGCAUUUCAUUUCAGUUCCGCUGAGGGAUGUUGCGCAUGCGUUGUCCAACACUCAACAAAGGGGAUUAUGUAGGAAUGGGUUGUCCGUGUGGCCUGCAAGCUAGAGCCCCUGCCAUUUGGUCUAUUGAUACUGUAUGUAGGAAUGGGUUGUCCGUAAAGACAGUUCUAAAUCUACAUGAUCAGUCUAUUGAUAAUGGGUUUUCUAUUUUUUGGAGUCCUGAGCAAAUGAUCCUAGUUGAAUUAUUGAUGAUCA